Molecule: messenger RNA, 1322 nt
Organism: Musa acuminata AAA Group (dessert banana)
Lineage: Eukaryota; Viridiplantae; Streptophyta; Magnoliopsida; Zingiberales; Musaceae
Product: GATA transcription factor 1-like
Exons: 2
Coding region: 304-1083 (259 amino acids)
Biological process (GO): regulation of DNA-templated transcription; cell differentiation
Cellular component (GO): nucleus
Molecular function (GO): sequence-specific DNA binding; zinc ion binding
Source: RefSeq, a predicted model, not a curated record
AUGGUUCACACGAAUGCCCGAGCAAAUUCAUCCUCUGUUGGGUAGUAAAACAUCCACAAUGACUCGCCUCGCAACAUCGAUUUGUUCCCACGCGUACACGAAUCGCUCUCAGACAUUAAUGGCAAUGAAGAGACCCAAAACAGAGCCGAAAUGGUUAAAAGGUAAACAGGAAGAAGCAAGAAACAGAGACCGCCAAAAAGACAUAAAGAAAGAAAAGAACAAGGAAAAUAAAAGAGUAGGAAGAAAACUGCUGCCUUUCAUCUCUCGUUGGUCUCCGCUGCUUCCGAGCUGUCGGAGAAGGCGAUGGUGGAGACGUUGGAAAUGGCGCCGGCGACGGCGGGGGAGGCGUGCUUCGCGGACGAGGUCCUCCUCCUUGAGUUACCCUCUGACCCUUACCAUCCGUCCGUCGCCGAGUUGAAGCAUCAGGCCCAAAUUUUGCAGGAGUUCUUUGAGCCAUCCGUCGAAGGGCUUCCAGGCUUGCCGACCGAGGGGAAAGGCGGAGGAGACGAGGAGGAAGAGGAGCUCGAGUGGCUCGCGAACAAGGACGCAUUUCCGGCGCUGGAGACGUCGUUCGAGAUGCCCUCCCGCCCGCGCACCGGCAGCGGAGGCAGCGAGGGCUGGGACGGCGCCACCGUAGGCGCGGUGGCAGAGCGCAAGAGUCCGGUCUCGGCCUUCUCCGCCGCGACUUCAUUCUCCGCGCCGGUUCGACCGAGGAGCAAAGGGCGGAGGCCGCGCCGGAGGGUGCUGACCGGCCUCUCGCCCGAACCUCCCACCGUGGCAGUGGCGGGGAAGUCGACGGCCGUGGAGAGGCGGCGGUGCCGCCACUGCGAGGCGGAGGAGACGCCGCAGUGGCGGGCGGGGCCGGAAGGGCCCAAGACGCUGUGCAACGCGUGCGGCGUGAGGUAUAAGUCCGGUCGCCUCGUGCCGGAGUACCGGCCAGCGAGCAGCCCCACGUUUUCCCCCGCCGAUCACUCCAACUUCCACCGGCAGAUCCUUGAAAUGCGUCGCCAGAGGUCUACCCGCCAGCGGAGAAGUGCCGGGGCGCCACCGCCGGCCCCCCUCGUUAAUUCUCCGGUGAUGUAACCCACCGCUCUCUAGAAAAGACUAAAUAGACAAUAAAUCUCUCUCUCUCUCUCUCUCUUAGAGAACUGUUUUUUCUUUUGCCUUUGAGGGAGGACUACAUAUUUUCCAUAUUUUAGCCAUAGAAAAUGUUAGCUUUACUUAAUUGGUACUCAUUUAUUUAUUUAUUUAGCGAGUUUUAAGGCUUAUUAUAAGUCACAAAAAUAAAAAAGAAAAUCCAAUUGGGUUUUUAUUUUUAGUUA